Knipowitschia caucasica is the source of this 390-nucleotide messenger RNA. The record is from the annotation of a GenBank genome assembly. Lineage: Eukaryota; Metazoa; Chordata; Actinopteri; Gobiiformes; Gobiidae.
AUGUUUACCAUGAGCUGCUUGUUCCGUGCCCCGCGGCGAGCUCCCGGCUGUCCCCCGAGGCGGAAGCUGCUGCGAGGGUCCCGGGGCAGGAGGAGGAGACAGGUGGGUGGGGGGAAAGGUAAGUUUGAGGGGCAGAUUUCCCCUGAGGCCCAUCAGAACACAGCCGGGCGACAGACGGACGGGCAGGAGCAGGAGCGAGACAUCACUCUCUCUCGGUCUAUGAAUAUCCCUGAAGGCAGCUGGUCCCUCCGCUCCGUCAGCACCACACCGCCCUACACCGCCCCACACUGCUCAGCCCUGUCCCGUCCAGAGGAGAGGCCGCAGCUGCCCCAAUCCAAGCCAGGACCCAAACUCACCUCCAAGUUCAACAUUAGGCCCCCGAGUCCCUGA